AUGGAUGCAGCCAGAUAUGCAAGAAAGAUUUUGCCACUGAGACAGCAGGGCAAUUUGCUGCUUUGCACGAUCCUUUUGGGGAAUACUGCAGUGAAUGCUGCAAUGGCACAGUUGCUGGCUGACUACGCAGGUGGUUUUAUUGGCUUUCUGCUGACGACUGCCAUCAUUGUGAUCCUUUGCGAGAUUGUUCCGCAGUCUGUUUGCACUCGGCAUGGCCUUUUCUUGGGCGCUGCCGGGUCUCCCAUCAUCCGCUUGGCAAUGCUCCUCUUCUAUCCCAUCACAAAGCCGUAUGCUCUUGUAUUGGAUCGGCUCUUUCCCCAACGAGAGAACUUGUUGGACCGGAGCCAGCUCCAAGCACUGGUGGAAUACCAGAAGUCUGCAGCUCCUGGCAUGCUGGCCGAGGGACAAGCAGAGAUGCUGAUAGGAACCUGGAAGUUCUUUGCCUGCGGAGCCCUGGGCAUGGCCCAGAAGACAGUCUCGGAGGUCAUGGUGAAGCUGGAUGCAGCCUGCAGCCUGAGCCCCAAGGAUAUCUUGGACUAUGCCUUCAUUGCACAGGUGGUUCAACAAGGUUUCAGCCGCUUCCCAGUUGUGGAACCCAGCUCCGGACAGGUGGUGGGCUUACUCCAUUGCAAGGACUUGCUCUCCCUUCGGGACCCGGAGUACGACCACCUUGAAGAGGUGCGCGGUAGAUCUGCCACGGUGGGUGAAUUGCUCGAGGCCUUGCGGCAAGCGGGUCGACAUGUCUGGAUGCGUUUCGUGGGCAUUUGGGCUAGAAGUGUGCUCAGCAACCCUUGGGUGACGCUUGCCUUCGUUCUUGCGUUCUGCUGUGCCAUGGGCUGUGCGGCCAGCGCCACAGCAGUGACCAACUUUUCCAAGGUGGUUCCAGCUGACAGGUCUGACGAGGCUCUCGCGGCCACCACGCGUCGUGGACGUUCCAACCCGAAGAGUAUCAAACGCUCCCAAGUCCAUCAACCUGACGAGCAAAAGGCUGUACAGAUGGUCCAGAGUGCUGAACCGGAACUUCCGGAACUCCCCUUCGACAUCUCAGAGGAAGACCAGGUUGAUUUUGAUGAAUCCAAGCUGGCAGUUUACAAGUCCUGGGAGUGGCCAGACCAAGAGGCUCCUGCGAAUUUGCCCUUGCCACCCGGGCGCUAUGAUCAUGAGAGGAACAACCGCCGGGUGCUGAGAUUCGGACGCUCUGCACGGCGGCAUCCAAGGGCUUUCGCCAAUCUCAUUGGGAGAGAGUUGGACGAGACAGAGAAAGGUGAGACUUGA
Molecule: messenger RNA, 1275 nt
Organism: Durusdinium trenchii
Lineage: Eukaryota; Dinophyceae; Suessiales; Symbiodiniaceae
Source: the annotation of a GenBank genome assembly